ACCCUUACCCUUGCUGAUUACCCCCCUCUCUCUCUCCUCUUGUGUACUGCUCUGAAUAACUUCAACUCAAUUCAUCCCGCACUGCCUGAAGCGACCAACUACUGCCCAACCACCGCCGAUAUUGGACCACUGAGCCGACUUCUGACCACCGCGGCGACCCGACGACCCCAGAAGGCGGCGAGCAAUAAUUGCAGAAUUGCAGAUUUGUUAGUUAUGGAGGAGAGAGAUAAUACUGGUACAAUUCCUCUUGAAAAAAUACGCAAAGAAGUGCCGCAGUUGAUUGCGGUGUUGAAAGAGAUGAAACAAGGUUUAGAUUUAGUUACAAGCAAAGUUGAAGCUUUAACAACUAAGGUGAAGGCGAAACAAUAUCCUACGUCAGAUGGGGUUAGCUAUCUGGAGGCCAAGCAUUUGCUGCUUAUAAAUUAUUGUCAGUCACUUGUGUAUUAUCUUCUCCGCAAGGCGAAGGGAUUGCCAAUAGAGGGACAUCCAGUUGUCCGGAGUCUUGUUGAGAUAAGAUUGUUUCUAGAGAAGAUACGCCCUAUAGACAAAAAAUGUGGCUAUCGGAUGGAGAGACUACUAUCAGCUGCUUCAACUGAUACGGUAAAAGUAGAGUUGACUGAAAACGUAGCAGAUGCCACUCAGAAGUCGGAGGAUCUCUUAAAAUACCGUCCUAAUCCGGACAUGCUUGUUAGCAAAACUGAUAUGAAUGAUGAUGAUAAUAGGGGUGUCUAUAAGCCUCCCAAGAUUGCUCCUACUACUAUGGAGGAAGGUAGGAAGUCCAAACAGGAGAGAGAUGCUGAGAGGAAAUCAAAGGACACUCUCCGCAGAGUUAGACAAAGUGAAUAUGUCAAGAGUUUAGUGGAUGAUCUAGAGGGAAGACCUGAAGAGGUGAGAGAAAUGGUUGGAGCUGAAAGUAGAGAAUUUUCUAAAUUCAAAGCUCAGUGGGAUAGACGUGAAGAACAGGAAGAGGAGAUCUUCAAUCGUGCUCCUAUUACAAAGGCAGAGAAAAGGAAGAUGAAACAUUUAAUGAGAUCCAAUGGGUUGCUUGGCUUGACUGAUAAUUUCUAUGAUGAGAUCAAAGCCUUGCCACUGGGAGAUGGUGCUGAUGAGCGGAAGUCAAAAGCCGGCUUUGGUAGUGCCGGCGGCUUGGAAAGAAAACACAAGAAGCGUAAGAAAAGGUUUUAAAAAGCGGCAUCAAUAGUUGAAGAAUUGAGACUGAUGCAGCAGGGUAUAUAGAUAUCCUUCAGCGUUCCAUUUUUCGUGCUGUUGGCUAAGGAUCGUUGGCGAUGCUUCGUCUUGCAUGUGAAAUUAUUGAGUAUACCCAAUGAAGUGAGACUUUGCACUCAUUAGUGAUGGUGAAGCUAAUAGAAAUUGCUUUGGUUCAGUGGAGAAACAUAAUUACAGUAGUCUAGGCAAAGUUUUGCACAUUUCAUUUUUACUUAUGUUACAUUUUUGGCCUUGCGUUGUCCCCUCUAGGCUUCGUUUGGUGUUUUGACAACAUGUUAUCUGGACUAAGUUGUGAAAGUUAUGGAGUAAUUGAUGCUUUUAUCUUGCAAA
Beta vulgaris subsp. vulgaris (sugar beet) is the source of this 1557-nucleotide messenger RNA. RefSeq lists its product as uncharacterized. The coding region runs from base 214 to 1185 and encodes 323 amino acids. The transcript is spliced from 9 exons. Lineage: Eukaryota; Viridiplantae; Streptophyta; Magnoliopsida; Caryophyllales; Amaranthaceae. The record is from RefSeq and is a predicted model, not a curated record. Gene Ontology annotation, cellular component: small-subunit processome; nucleolus. Gene Ontology annotation, biological process: maturation of SSU-rRNA from tricistronic rRNA transcript (SSU-rRNA, 5.8S rRNA, LSU-rRNA).